AAUGCCGGGCAGAGAGGGCCUCUUGCCGGUUCUUAGAAUUCCGAGAAGCAAUCGAUCGUUCUACUGCUGCAAAAGCAAUACCUUCCUGCUCAAGUUGGUGUUUGGUGCGCUCGAUCAUUGAAGGGAGCUGAGAAGUAGAGGCAAGAGUCGAUACAGGUGAUUUAUGUCGGUUCUUGGCUAUCUGCCUUCGAUUCUGCUUUUCAAACGAAGAACAGCGGUAUGCCGGACGUUGCGGCUGCUCUUCUGCAAUCUGCAUGAGAAAGAAGCUCGCUUUCCUGGGUUCCAUGCGCUUCAAACACUCCUGGGCUGGAUUUGGUUUCGGAGUGAAGUAUUUCGGAUUUCUUCACAUAUUUCGGUGUUUCCCUCGCGCCCUCACUUGAUUGGAGAAGACUGGUUUCCGUUUUAAACCUCGUGCAGUUCAAAAUUUCAACUUGGGCGUUUCUUGUUGUUGAGCUGAAGAAGGGAGAAGCGAGUGGGGUGCUUUGGUUGUUGGCAGGAUGAGGAGUAAGAGGAAGAUGAUGAAAUUGGAGAAAUUUGGCAUCUCUGUUUUGAAUCCUGUUGCGGAAUCGGAAGGUUCCGCGUCGGUUGAUCUCAAUUCACCAAGAAUCUUGAGAAGUUCGGCGAGGAUUAGAAAAGGAGUCAAGGAAGUUCGAGUCUUUUUCACGGACCCCGACGUCACCGACUCUUCAAGCGAGGAGGAAGAUGCAAACCAUGGCGAUGGAUCAGAGAAAAGAAGACGAGUUACUUUCGUGAUUCCUCUAGGCGCUCCAGCUGCUACUCGCAAGCCCCCAAAUCUGUCGAAGCCGAUGAUGAGCUCCGCCUCCAGGAAGCAGAAGGGAAUACGGCAGCGGCAGUGGGGAAAAUGGGCAGCGGAGAUCAGAGAUCCCAUCCGUGGCGUUCGACUCUGGCUCGGCACCUUUCCCACCGCCGAAGAGGCGGCCGAGGCAUACCGGCUGGCCGCCAGGCGGAUUGAGGAGCAAAAGAUUGCAAUGCUGCGUGAACACUUGGACUCCAACGACGCCUCCUCCGUCGAUCGCACCAUUUCGUCUCCUUCGUCAGCGACGGUGGUAGAGGCGCUGAAUGCUCCCAUUUCACCGUCUUCCAUCCUUGACGUCUCCUCAGCGGAGGACAGUGCUUCCGCCGGCGCUGCUGCGGUGACGGCGGCAGAGGAGUGGUUCGGGGACAUUGCGACGCCGACGGAGGUGGAAUUUGGGCUGGAUGAAGAGCCGUUUUUGGUCGGCGAGCUCGACGAGGACUGCAUCGGGCUCGCCGAUUUGCCUAUGUGGGAGAACCAAUUGGACGGCGGAGAUUUUUCGUUUUUAGAUCUUUAAAAAUACCGCGUCCACUCCAAAACGGACGGUGAUCUUGUUGUUAAGAUGAAAGCGAAAUCUGGAUAUGUCUGCAUUUUUUUUACUAUAAAUGUCAUUUAAUCUUUGAUUAAGUAUUUGUCGAUCGAUGGAGUCCUCA
Molecule: messenger RNA, 1467 nt
Organism: Zingiber officinale
Lineage: Eukaryota; Viridiplantae; Streptophyta; Magnoliopsida; Zingiberales; Zingiberaceae
Product: ethylene-responsive transcription factor ERF118-like
Exons: 2
Coding region: 498-1331 (277 amino acids)
Biological process (GO): regulation of DNA-templated transcription
Molecular function (GO): DNA-binding transcription factor activity; DNA binding
Source: RefSeq, a predicted model, not a curated record